Messenger RNA from Adineta steineri, 1674 nucleotides. The record is from the annotation of a GenBank genome assembly. Lineage: Eukaryota; Metazoa; Rotifera; Eurotatoria; Adinetida; Adinetidae.
AUGCCAUAUAAAUUUGAUCGUCUUCCUUGGGAAAUUCUACAUCAAAUUUUUGAUUUUUUGAAUACAACUGAUCUUUUACAUGCAUUCAAUGGAACUAAUCCAUAUUUAGAUAGUAUACUUCAAUCAUAUCAUCGUAUUCAACUUAAUUUUAAAUCUAUAAAAAAAUCACUAUUCCAUUAUAUAUGUGAACGUGUUUAUCCUGAACAAAUACAAUCUCUUGUUCUUUCUAAUGAUGAACAUACUCCAAAACAAAUUCAAUUGUUUAUGUUACAUUUACCAUUGAUAAAUUGUAUUAAUCUUCAAUCAUUAACUAUUCAUGGAAUAGAUGAUGCGAAUUUACUUUGUUUAAUGAUAUCAUAUCUUGAAAAUCAUACCAAACUCAAUUUCCUAUCAGUUUCCAGUCAAUCAAUUCAAAUAAAUAAAAAACUAUGCCGUAGUAUCAUGGAAACUUUAACGACUUUAUCUUCUUUGAAAUAUUUAACAUUUCUAAAUAGUUCAACAUUAACUUGUCUUCGACAACCAUUAUCUAAACUUACUCAUUUGACAAUUCAUUCUUGUUCAUAUACUGACUUAGCAAAUAUUUUUCGAUGGAUUCCAAAUCUCGUUUACCUUCAGAUAUCAGUGUCAUACGAUCAAACCAUGCCAAAAUUUGAUUAUAUUCCACCACAUUUAAAUUCUUUGAUAAUCGAAUCAAAAAGUUGGAUAUUAUUUCAUCAUCUUGAGAAUCUCUUUUCGCUGACUUCAUCUCUGGAACGUCUCGUAUUAGAAACGUAUGGUGAACCAACAUUACUUCAUGGUCAACGAUGGGAAUCAUUAAUUAAAAACAAAUUACCACAUUUAAAAGAUCUUGCAUUGAACAUUAUGCCAGAAGAAAAUACUAUGACUGCUGAUGAAGUUCUUACACCAUUUCAAACUCCAUUUUGGACAAAAGAAAAACACUGGCAAAUGGGUUGUUUCAUGUCUACUAGUAUUCAAUCAUGUGCAAGGUUAUUCUCUGUACCUCAUUUUGCACCUUUUGAAGAUUGGUAUCCACUGAAUCAAGGAUUUUCUAAUCAUUUAUUGAAUGACGCUCGUUCAUUAAAUCCUUAUCCAUUUGAUGAUAAUUGCAAACAUUUAAAAAUAUAUCAUUUGCCAACACCGGUUGCUGUUUCACUACCUUUCAAAAAUAUUCAAACUCUAUCGAUUCAAUGUACUGCUGAUAAUAUUGAUCAGUUACGAAGCAUUCUUAAUCUAUUAUCUAUUCAUCAUCUUAUUAUUGAUUAUUUGAAAGGAUCUCCAGUAUUUCAUGAUCUUAUACAAGCUGCACCAAAUAUUUCUCAAUUAACUAUGAGAGGCCAAGCAUUAACACAUAUUCUUGAUUCACUUUCAAAUAAUGAACAUACAUAUGAACAAAUUAAAAAUUUACAUGUAAAAGAUGUUAUUCAUAGAAAUGAUAUUGAUCAAAUCUGUCGAAUAUUUCCUAAACUAGAACAUAUUUCUUUACAUGUUAAAGAACGAAAUGAUAUUCUUCCGAUAUUUGAGAAACUUCAUCAUCUAAUAAGUACAACUGUUCAAUGGUUUUAUUCUAAUCGUACAUCGUUGUCAGUCAUGGAGGAAUUUCUGCAAGAAAAUAACAUAUGUACGGAUGGAGCAUACGAAUUUUUUGCUUCUUCACUUAAUCUAUGGAAUGAUUAA